Kickxella alabastrina is the source of this 3109-nucleotide messenger RNA. RefSeq lists its product as uncharacterized. Gene Ontology annotation, cellular component: nucleus. Gene Ontology annotation, molecular function: DNA-binding transcription factor activity, RNA polymerase II-specific; RNA polymerase II cis-regulatory region sequence-specific DNA binding. The transcript has a single exon. The coding region runs from base 184 to 3027 and encodes 947 amino acids. The record is from RefSeq and is a predicted model, not a curated record. Gene Ontology annotation, biological process: regulation of transcription by RNA polymerase II; endoplasmic reticulum unfolded protein response. NCBI's taxonomy places the organism in Eukaryota, Fungi, Kickxellomycota, Kickxellomycetes, Kickxellales, Kickxellaceae.
ACAGCAGCAGCAGCAGCAGCGGGCCUUCUCAAGCCCUUCAUACCCAGACACGAGUCCAGCUCGGCAUACACAAACCAGCAGCAGCCAGCAUCGGACCCGGGCCUAGUAACCCCUCGCAACACGUACAUUCUGGACCAACAUCAAUACUCACCGCUCCUGGACCAUUCAUCGCCUGCGUGGUCAAUGAGCUCAAUGAGCAAUAACGGCGACCUGACGUUGGCGCACAGUCUAAGCCCCGUUGAUUGUUCUAAUACAACAACGGCUGCAUCAGCUGCUGCUGCUGCCGCGGCCGCUGCUGCUGCUGCUGCUGUUGCGAUGAAUGGAGGGGAAUGGCUUGGUUCUCAGAUGUUUCCCACAUUGGCUUCCGUGUUUGGCUCUGGUGAGCUUUGCGAUAUGAGUGGGUCGAAUACAGUGGAUGCUGCUGCUUUGGAUGGGUGGCUGCAGCAGUACGUUAACGUCGAAGCUAUUGCGCCCACAAACCCCCUGAGCGGAUUUUCCUUUAGCAGUGGCGUAUCAUCAAUGCAGCAGCAACUGGACUCCCCGUUAUUCACAUACUCCUCUCCUUCUUUCUCCUGCACCAACUCUACCGUUGCUAGUGGGCUUACGCCGGUUCCGCUUUUGUCCAGCAAUGUGCCUGCGCUUGACCAGUCGGCUGUGUCGGCUAUUGCCUCGGUGGUCGCUGGGUCUUUGUCAGAAGAUAUGCUGGCGUCGAUGUUUUCGGAAGAAAACUCCACUACAGUGGAUGUUCGGGCGCUGACUGCGGGGAGCGUUUCGCCACAGGAAACUAUAUCUGUACAGCAGCAGCAGCAGCCGACGGGCGCUAAGAGGCAGAGAAGAAUGUCGCCCUCAAUAGUGACUGCUGCCAUUAAGGGUAGUAUUACCACAGGCGGGCUACUAACACCGGCCACUGCUGCUUCAGCUUCGGCUUCUGUUUCUGAUGUUGCUUUUAUUGGGAAUGAUAAUAUGGAGGCGGGCUUUCCUUCUUUCAGCCGCAGUAACGUUACUGCUGCUGCUGCUGCUGGCUCGCAGAGUCCUCAAGCAGUUGCUCUGGAAAGCACCCCAGUACCCAGCAAACUCCCUGCCACCGCCCCUUAUUCCUCGCCAUCCUUGUUUUUGUCGGCCAACAAUAAUAACAUCACCGGCCGCCGCCUAGCACCAUCUCCAUCUCCAUCCCUGUCUCCAGCCGCCCACACUACCAUCAACAGCGGCAGCAGCGGCAAUCGGCCGCUGGCGCCCCGCCAACAACCAGACACCAACUCGCGCUCCGGCACAUCAACUCCACCAGGACUCAGCGUGCUAGCCAAAAUAGCUCAAAAACAAGCACCCAUCAAAGUGAAAACCGAAACCUCCCCCAACUCUUCCCCCAACUUACACCCUACCACUGCAGGCAGCAGUGGCGCUGCUCCCGUGGUAGAGACAGCUGCGCAAAAGCGCCAAGAGCGACUGAUUAAGAACCGCGCUGCUGCAUUGCUCAGCAGGAAGAGGAAGCGCGAGUAUAUGGGAAAACUGGAGGGCGACGUUGAUGAGUUGAGGGAAACUAAUAGUGCGUUGGUUAGGAGGCUAGAGGAGAUGGAGAGGAUGGUUAAAGACCUGAUAAGGGAGCGCGAUUUGCUGAAGGGGACACAGGAUAAUGCCAAUGGAAGCAACGCCAGUCAGCAGCAGCCACAGCAGCAGCAGCAGCCACAGCAGCAGCAGCAGCCACAGCAGCAGCAGCAGCAGCAGACAAAGAGCGCGGAAAAGCCAGGCAAAUCGGACAAGUCCGACAGCAAGGCGUCGCAGCCUUCUUCGGCCGAUAGUGUCUCGGCAGAGAGCAAGAAGCAGCCGUCAGACGCAAUGGACGUCGAUAUCAACGGCACCCCUUCAGACAUUAGCAGCAACAGCAGCAGCAGUGGCCACGCCCCAGGCACUCCGCAGCUCCGCCCCUCGCCCGCCAUCCUCGCCGCGCGGCCGCCUGCCUCCACCACACCCAAUGCUCAGCCAGCACCAGUAUCAGCCCUUGCGUCGCACACCGGGCGCAGCAUCCGACCACGCACCUCAGCUCUGCCAUCAUCGGCAGCACCAACACCAGGCAGUGCAAAGCAGCGCACGGCGGGCGCAGUCCUCAUGGCCAUGCUCUUUUCCUUUUCGCUCUUCUCCCUUCCAUCCCUAUACUCCUCCGACAACCAAAUCACCGUCGGUGGAGCAUCGGGCGCCGCUGCAUUGCUGCCUGUGCGCGGCCUACCGUCGGCCGAACCGCCGUUGCUGAUUGGUGACAGUAGCCCGUUUAUUGAGCGCGUUCGCAGGUCUCUCGAGGCCCUCACCCAGCAGCAGCAAGAUGUCGUGGCAGCAGCCAAUCAGAGCGAUGUGGUCGGUGAUAAGGUGCGGCCUAUGACCAUGGAGGAGAGCGCUGGGCUGCGCGCGUGGAUCAAUAAGCAUACGGGGGCGGAAUCCGGGUCUGCCGAGCUCUCAGUUGUUCGUUCUUUGCCCCCGCGUAUGGACCCGACAAUGCCCGAGUACGCGAUGGUGUACUGCCCGACCAUCCAGCAGGUGAUUUUUGGCGGCAGUGGCAGUGGGAGUGGCGAUAUGUUGGAGGUUGCCCAUAUGCGUGACAUUGCGUAUAAUCCGGUGUCCGCUCGCGUCAUACGCUCCAAGUCUGACCACUCGGCGUCGCCCUCCGUGGCUGUGCCCCCUACUGUUGUCGUCGCUGAUAUUGUCAACGAUGUUGGUGGUGGGCGGAUGGACGAUGUUGACGAUAUUUUGGAUCUCGUUGCUACGCCUGCGGGUAAUACCCUGGGGCACGUGCAGGUGCGGCCUAAAAUGUCGUUUUACUCGCCGAUCGCUGUGGGCGGCGGGAGUGGUGGCGUUGCUGAGGGCGAUAUUUUAGCACCCUGGGAGGAGAACGCCCGGCUGUCAGCCAAACUUGUCGACACGGCGGAUUCUGCAAGUACCAAGCAGCAGCAGCAGCAAAAGUAUCUGCGUAUUGAUGUCGAGGUUGUUGGAAGCAGAUGGGUCACGGCUGACAAGUUUGCCAAUGGAAUAUACCACUAAACGUCUUUUUUUAUAAAAAAAAAUUAAUAUUUUUCUUUUUUCAAUUAUAUUCAAAUUAAAAACAAAAAUUUUAAACAUGUUU